Sardina pilchardus (European sardine) is the source of this 4063-nucleotide messenger RNA. RefSeq names its product kinesin-like protein KIF3C. Gene Ontology annotation, cellular component: microtubule associated complex. The transcript has 8 exons. The record is from RefSeq and is a predicted model, not a curated record. Gene Ontology annotation, biological process: spindle elongation; mitotic spindle organization; microtubule-based movement. Lineage: Eukaryota; Metazoa; Chordata; Actinopteri; Clupeiformes; Clupeidae. The coding region runs from base 364 to 2697 and encodes 777 amino acids. Gene Ontology annotation, molecular function: microtubule binding; ATP binding; microtubule motor activity.
GUGGCAAGAGCAGCUGCAUCGCCGACUCGGGCUGGGCUGCAGCGCGAGAGAGCCAAGGCGUCACCGACAUGCACGGAUUAUCACUUCACCGCUGCCGAAACGUGAUCUAACGGGGGUUUACGGGCGACAACGUGUGUAAGAUUUCAUUCAUUGGUUAUUGUGUGCGGCUAUAGCGUUGUCUUUUGUUUAUGAGAUUUCCGCAGCAGAGAUUCGGUGGGGAGCGUAAAUAUGCGUACAGUAGACGUAGCAAAUACAGUCUGCCAUCGCGUGAUGCCUUAUGACAGCUGAUUUUCAUCAGUCUCGUGAGCAAGGUUUCAGUGUUUUUUCCCAGUUGUUGACACUCCGGAAUCAAAGAAAGAGAAAAUGUCCAAAACCAAGAAUUGUGAGACGGUUAAGGUGGUGGUGCGGUGCCGUCCGCUCAACCACAAGGAGGAGGCGGCUGCUUACGAGAGCGUCGUUGACAUGGAUGUGAAAUUGGGACAGGUCGCUCUGCGGAACCCCCGGACCCCAGGUGAGCUCCUCAAAUCCUUCACCUUCGACGCGGUGUAUGACGCCAGCUCCAAGCAAGGCGACCUGUACGACGAGACGGUACGGCCGCUCAUAGACUCGGUUCUUCAAGGCUUCAACGGCACAAUCUUCGCAUACGGCCAGACGGGCACCGGGAAGACGUACACCAUGCAGGGCCAGUGGCAGGACCCGGAGAAGCGCGGUAUCAUCCCGAACACGUUCGAACACAUCUUCACUCACAUCUCGCGCUCGCAGAACCAGCAGUACCUGGUGCGCGCGUCCUACCUGGAGAUUUACCAGGAGGAGAUCCGGGACCUCCUCGCGAAGGACCACAGCCGCAAGCUGGAGCUGAAGGAGAACCCGGAUUCGGGGGUCUACAUCCGUGACUUGUCCUCCUUCGUUACAAAGAAUGUCAAGGAGAUCGAGCACGUGAUGAACGUGGGCAACCAGACACGGUCCAUCGGGUUCACAAACAUGAACGAGCACAGCUCGCGCUCGCACGCCAUCUUCCUCAUCACGGUGGAGUGUAGCCAGAUGGGGCCCGACGGGCAGAACCACAUCCGGGUCGGCAGGCUCAACCUGGUGGACCUGGCUGGCAGCGAGCGGCAGGCCAAGACCGGGGUCCGGGGAGAGCGUCUGAAAGAGGCCACCAAAAUCAACCUGUCGCUGUCGGCGCUGGGGAACGUCAUCUCGGCGCUGGUGGACGGACGCAGCUCGCACGUGCCGUACCGCGACUCCAAGCUGACGCGGCUGCUCCAGGACUCGCUGGGCGGCAACGCCAAGACGCUGAUGGUGGCCACGCUCGGCCCGGCCGCGUACAACUACGAGGAGAGCCUCACCACGCUGCGCUACGCCAACCGCGCCAAGAACAUCCGCAACAAGCCGCGCGUCAACGAGGACCCCAAGGACGCGCUGCUGCGCGAGUUCCAGGAGGAGAUCGCCCGGCUCAAGGCCCAGCUGGACAAGCGCGGCGUGCUGACCAAGGAGCGGCAGGAGAGGAGGACGAAGAGGAUCACCGAGGACGGCGACUCUGAUGGCGAGCUGAAGGACGACGAUGAGGAGGAGGAGGAGGAGGGGGAGGAGGAGGAGGAGGAAGGGGAGGUGGUGGAGGGGGACGGGGACGGGGACGGGGAGGAGGAGAGCAGCGUGCAGAGGGAGGCCCGGGCCUACGUGCAGCAGCAGCAGCAGAGGCUGGAGCAGGAGAAGGCCGCCAUCAUGGACGACCGCAGCCUGGUGGCCGAGGAGAAGCAGCGGCUGCUGGAGGAGAAGGAGAAGAUGAUGGGGGUGCUGAGGAAGGAGCAGGAGGCCGCCGAGCUCCUCACCACCAAAGUCAAGGCGCUGGAGAGCAAGCUGCUGGUUGGGGGGAAGAACAUCAUGGACCACACCAACGAACAGCAGAAGAUGCUGGAGCUCAAGAGGCAGGAGAUCGCAGAACAGUCACGCAGUGAGAGGGAGAUGCAGCAGCAGAUGCUGGCUCAGGAUGAGGAGACUCUGGAGCUCAGAGAGACCUUCUCCUCCCUGCAGCAGGAGGUGGAGCUCAAGACCAAGAAACUCAAGAAGUUGUAUGCAAAGCUGCAGGCAGUGAAGGCUGAGAUCCAGGAUGUGAAUGAUGAGCAUGUGAGGACUCGGCAGGAGCUAGAGCAGACUCAGAAUGAGCUCACCAGAGAGCUCAAAUUCAAGUACCUGAUUAUUGAGAACUUCAUCCCCCCUGAGGAGAAGAACAAGAUCAUGAACCGCUUGGUGUUCGACACCGAGGAGGACCAGUGGAAAUUCCAGCCCCUCGUUCCUUCAGAGAACAAACACACUCAGAUGAAGAGGAGGCCGGCCUCCGCGGUGGGCUACAAACGACCAAUCAGCCAGUACGCCAGGGUUGCCAUAGCGAUGGGAGCCCAUUCCAGAUAUAGGGCGGAGAACAUCAUGAUCCUGGAGCUGGACAUGACUCCUCCCACCAUGUUCCAGCUGGAGUUCGCCAAGGCGGGCGGCGAGAACGACCCCAACCGGGACCCGCUGCACCUGGACAACGCCACCUGCCGCGAGAGGUCCGCUGGCCCCAGGGUCAGGAAGUCCCGCUCAUGGUGCCAGGCCCCGCGGGCUCUGUCCUCGUCCGCCUCCACUCUGUCGCUGGCGUCCUCAGGGUCCCACAGCCUGCCCCAUCCUCACAGCUCCACGGCAACCAAAGUCCACCAAUGAGACGAGAGGAACUCCCGCCUGUGCAACUCCACCGCACCAGCGAGGAGUGGUUGUGACUGGUUAUGACCUCUGAAGAAACACAGAGUUACUUAAUGCUUCGUCAGGGUGUCGGACGUCCAUUGGAAUCAACUGGACAUUUCCUUUCUUCUUCAUCAUCAGCCUUCUACUCCCAUCUCUCUCUCUCUCUCUCUCUCUCUUUCUCUCUAUUUCUUUUCCUCCGUUCCUCUCUCACAGACCUGUGAUGACUUGAACAGCCGUGUGGAACUGCCAGCCAAAGUGGUGCCUGGUGGAGGCCUACAUGAUCCCACUCCCACAACACAAACAGCCACUUUGCUAUCGGACACUCUUGCGUUUUUGUACAUUACCAAGAUCUUUUUUUUUUUUUUUUAAGCCAAUCACGUCUUUUCUCCUGGCAAAUGAACAAUGUUAACCAGAAAAGGGACCCAAGUCCCAUAAACGGACGCACCAACACCAGAGAUAUCCAGGUCCUGUCACAGCCUUCAGCCAAGCCAAGUGGGCGGGGGGAUGGGGGGAUGGGGGGAUCAACGAUGAGAAACCUACCAAAGUCCACCAGGAGAGGAGCUGGAGUUGCCAUUUUUAUUUGAGCGAACAACUGAACUGAACACACACACACACACACAUGCGUGGCACUACGGAGCCCCGGUGGCGGCGUUUGACAUUUGGGGAUGUGAGGCGUGACGCUGGAGCUUAGUCACAGUGGCCUGACCCUUCUGUGACCUCCGCUGCCCUCCGUUUGACCUCUGAAUUGUACAGAAAGGACCAAAAGAAGAAGGAUUUUGGAUUGUGGAUGUAAACAACCUCCCAAUCUCUCUCUCUCUCGAGUCCUUUUUCUCACUUUGUUAAUCUCUCUGUCUGUCUGUCUGUCUGUCUUUCUCUUUGUCUCUCUCUCUCUCUCUUUCUCUUUCGCUCUCUCUCUCCCGCUCUAUUGAUCUCUCUCUUUCUGCAUGUCUUUUGUGUCUUUGUGAAUCUGGUCUGAACUGGUUUUGUGAGUAGCUGGUUUGCUGUAAGCCAGACAGUGGGUAUUUUAAUGAAGUCUGGGGCUUAAACCUUUAAUAAUUGCUUAACCUUGGUGACAACUACUGACUGAAGGUGACUCUGGCAUACGGCAAUAUCUUUGAAAAGUGCAGUGGAACUAACAAUAACUCACCCACAUAAAAACACACAUUGCUGAGCGUUAGGUAACAGCCAUGCAGAAUAUCUUUGUGCUGAAUGCCCCCUGUUCUGUAAUUAAUGUACAUAAUGGAAAUGUUUUCUUGUCUUUUUUUUUUGUUAUGAAAUCAUAUGGACAUUGUAUAUUCAGAUAUGUGUUGAGCUAUGACUAGCGACAUAAAGAGUGGCAGUUGGA